This is a messenger RNA of Dreissena polymorpha, 2765 nucleotides long. RefSeq lists its product as uncharacterized. Bases 590 to 1762 code for a protein of 390 amino acids. The transcript is spliced from 2 exons. NCBI's taxonomy places the organism in Eukaryota, Metazoa, Mollusca, Bivalvia, Myida, Dreissenidae. The record is from RefSeq and is a predicted model, not a curated record.
UUUUGUCAAAAAAAAUCAAACGCGUGAAAUACUUAAUUGGACAUCUUUCCGACCGAAAAACACAAGCGCAAAAAUAACGAUGUGUCAACUUCUAACGAAUUGUAUUUAAUAUACAAGCGAUACGUGCUGGUAGGAUUGUGAUAAAUCGAAGUACCGGUAUACAAAGUGUGUAUUUCCAUGCGUACCACGCGUGAUUGAACAACAUCACUAUAACAAGAUUUUUCUGUUAAAAUAACUUACGCUCUUAUAAAAUGCCAAAGGCUAUUUUUAUGGCCUGACGCUUGAGAUAAAAUACGGAUCACAUUUUCACUGAAGCCGAACACGGUUACAUGUGGCUAUUAAUACGUUCGUGGUGUGCUGAAUACACUCACUUCAUGUUACGAAUAUAGUCAUAUGUCGUCAAGAUCUCACGGUGAACGAAAUCAUAAUAUACAGGACCAGCUCUUAUUCUUUGGUUUCGUAAAAUUAAAAAGUGGAAUUUAAUGGAAUGCUUCGAAAAGAGCGGAUUAAAAAUAGGCCACAGUUUGAUAGCGACGCAUCUAGGACUUAACUGCGGAAAUAAAUCUAGCGAUUGGAUGUUUUCUCAAUAAUGGAGACCAGACGAUUCUUCUACGGCGCCCUCUCCGCCAGCUUCCUCUUCACUGUUCUAACCAUGCUCCAGACGAACAUCUCAAUGCGCAUGCGCACACUUCAGUCUCCACAAGAUGGCAACAACCGUGUGGUGACGUUAGAGAAAAGCAGAGAGGUUACAAUUCACCAGAGACAGCAAGAGGCAGCUAUAAAUCUAAAUAUCCAUCUAAACGUUUCAUUGGAAAACAUACCUGAAAGUUUAGUCUCGUUUCUGAAAAGCAGGAAUCAAGAAGAUAAACUGAGAAAUGCGAGUAUUUUGAACAUGCACACAGUCGAUUCAACGCCGAAAAACAAUCACAAAAUAGUAGAAACCGACAGCUUCCUUACAUUGUUUGCCACUUGGAAAGCAGAAAAUGACACCAAAGAAAAAAUCCACAAUUUCACAUUUGUCAACUGGGCGCGUAUGAAACCUGCCGUCAACCCAAUUUUGUUUACAGACUCUCCAGUCGUAGCCGCGACAGCGCAUGAAUAUGGAUGGAACGUGCUUCCUUUACCAACAACCAACGUGUAUGGAUUACCAAUUUUAAAACUCAUGUUCUUAGAGGCAAUAAAACAAUAUAAUUCUCACUUUUACGGCUAUGCAAACUCCGAUAUACUUUUUACAAAUAAUUUGAUAUUAACUUUAGUUUCAAUUUUAUACCAAAGCCCUCACACAAAUUAUACCCUUGUGACUGGUCUCCGAACAAACGUGUACAAUCUCAACGAAACGGAAGCCGCUACGUCUGUUAGUUUAACCAUGACGGCUGCCACUAGAGGUCAGGUAUUCCAACCCUCGGCGGAGGACUAUUUUAUAACCACGCGGGAUUACCCCUGGGACAGUUUACCUGACUUGGUGGUAGGGACUAUAGCUUAUGAUAAUUAUCUAGUGCUAAAUGCGAGGUACCAACAUCAUAAUGUCAUCGAUGCUUCCAAAACCAUACUAGCCAUUCAUCAAAGCAAUGGCCUGGACGUAUUUGAAUCUCACAUAAAACUUAACGCGGAUUAUAAUAAGGUUUUGCUUCGAAAACGUUGGUUUAAUAUAAAUCCGCCUUACAUCAAAGGCUUCUUGAGCUGUAUUGAAAAAUAUGUGGACGUUGUUCAAGAUAUUAUAGUGAUAAAAACUAGAACACCACCCAACGACUGUAAAUUUUAGAUAAAACGCUUGUUUGAAUCGACAAUCAAACAGUUGCCUACAUAGUAUUACCGAAGGUAUGGCUCAACUUACCGUGACACAUACAGAAGGGUAUACACUGUUGGUACAAGUAGCAUAUUUUCGUUGAUAGAAUAUGAGACGCGUUGCACGCAAUAUGCAGUAGGACAUGCGGAUAGUUUAGCUCAAGAUAAAUACAUCCGUCCAAUCUGCGAAAGAGUCAUAAUGAACGCUAAUAAUGAGACCACGAAACCUUGCAUGACUAGAUAGCAGACAGGGUACCUCCUGACCAGAAUGCGCAAAGCCACAGUCGGGCCUGGAGCUACGAUGGCCCCUUAAGAUAUAAUAUCAAUUUUCGCACGACGGGGCUCAUAAGUAAAGUUUUCCCCUCAAUAUGAUAAAAAUUGUUUUUUGUUUCAUUUAUGCCGCAAAUUUGUAAUCGUGUCAAUUCUUUCAUGUUAUGUUAUGUUAUGUCUUUCUUUCUUUUAACCGGUAAUUGUUUAACUUUUUCAAUUAUAUGCUCAUAUGUUUAUUGAGAUCUGUGAUAUUGCAGCUAAUGUUUUAUCGUAUCGUCUUAAUUACAUUACAUAUUUUAUAGUUCAGUACUGCUAAAGUCUUUAAUUUAUACACAAUGUCUAAGCAUGACGUGUGAAGGCAUUAUUGUGUAUGUGUCCGAUCAGGUGACUGUGCGCACACCACGUGACGCAUGCAUGAACCUGUGGGACCAUGUCUACUUCUACACACUGCUUCAACCACAUGAUUGACCAUCAGUUAUCGCAUAGUAUGUAUGCCUUAUAUAAGAACAUUAUUUAUGUGAUCAUUGAAAAGUAUUACGAUCAUUAUAGUUACUAUUUACUUAUACAUUUUAUUUAUCAGUAUGUUUGUUCUUACCUUUGUGUUAUGAUGCACAUAUGUCGAGUAUAAUCUUUUGUAUUUAAUGACGUAUCAUUUUUUGGUACCGAUAAGCUACUCGCUCCGUGCAUUAAAGUCUUACAACCAUAACAUA